Molecule: messenger RNA, 6310 nt
Organism: Ruditapes philippinarum (Manila clam)
Lineage: Eukaryota; Metazoa; Mollusca; Bivalvia; Venerida; Veneridae
Product: protein artichoke-like
Exons: 1
Coding region: 84-2297 (737 amino acids)
Biological process (GO): immune response; toll-like receptor signaling pathway
Cellular component (GO): membrane
Molecular function (GO): protein binding; transmembrane signaling receptor activity
Source: RefSeq, a predicted model, not a curated record
UGAAGUUGUGUGAAACUUAAACGUUUGGUUUUCUUUAUUGGUAACGACGUUUUUAGACAUUCAUAUGAAAAUUAGUGCUAAGGAUGGCUUUAAUAACACGGAUUAUACUUAUUUUUAUAAACAUGUCGUUUGUAUUGUGUGUGAGAAAGUAUUGUGUACGGAUGGAUUAUACAUCUUUUAAGUGCAACUAUAUUCCAACAGACAUUCCAAACGGAGUUUCAUCUGUUCGACUAUGGAAUUUUAAGGGACCCAAUUUAAAUUUUACAAUUAAUAACACAUUUUUUAGAACGUACAACUGGAAAAAAGUUAAAAAACUUGAAUUAUCAUACAAUGUGAGUGAACCUUUCAGUCAUUUUAAUUUCACUUCAGCAUGUUUUGUAGGUCUACAUUCGCUGGAGGAAUUACACAUGCAUAUAUUGCCAUGGAUUAUAAUGAAUUCGAACGUCUUCCUUGGUUUAGAAAAGUUAAGUUUAUUAGACCUGGAUUCUUGUAAGCGUUUCCCUUUGACUGAUUUAAUUCCAUGCCUAAAUGGUAUGACAAAACUGCCACGUUUACAGCAUUUGAUACUGUCGAAACUUAAUAGUCUCUGGGAUCCUAUUGACAUAGACACAAGAUUUACAAACGCGCUGAAAGACAAAAAUAUAUCCUCUUUAGAUUUAAGCUCAACAGUUAUAUCUAAUAUAAAUUUUACAGCUUUGUCGUUAGACAUGAACAAAUUGAAAAUUUUGAAUAUUUCUCAUUCUUCUAUCUCAAAUACUAUUUUAAUAUUCACCACGAAACUAAAACAAUUAAAUAUAGAUUCUUUUGAUGCGAGCUUUUCUACAUUAUUCCGUUUUAUUCCAUCUGCCAGUUUAGUCAACAUAACAAAGAAUAUUUCAGAUCUGCCGAGAUGGAAUUUUUUUCUCGCGCCUAAAGUUGUAAACUACAGUAAUAUCUUCCUUGGUAUAGGUUACAUUCGAAUAAUUAACUCUACGAUAAUAGUGGACAAGCCUGUCCAAUGGCAGAGCCGUGAAAUUAUACUCAGCAAAAACCAUUUGAAAUACCUAGAUAUAAAAAUCCUGAGUGACACCUAUACAUUCGAUAUGAUCACGCGUUUUGAUUUAGCUGAGAACGAGCUGGAAUUUCUACAUCCAAGUUUAACGGCUUCGGUGCCAAACAUAGAAAAACUGGAUCUGUCUAAAAACCAACUUUUCAAAAUGGUUCAAGGGCACAAAUUGUUAUUUUCACAAUUAUUGCUUUCAUUGCGCCAUCUGAAGAGAAUAAAUCUAUCGUCAAAUGAUUUAAGUACCAUACCGACAAAAAUGUUUAUAAAAAGUCAUAAUCUACAAUUUAUUGACCUUUCUUGGAACCAAAUGGAACAGGUGACGUUUACCUUAAGCCAUUUAGAAAAACUCAAAGUAUUACUGCUACAGAACAACAAGAUUAAAGAUUUCGAUGUUUUAUCAAUGAGAAAUAUAGACUCCGUCAUCGCCAAUAUCUCAUACAUGACACACAAUAAGUUAAGUGUAUAUCUGGAGUAUAACCCUCUGUCGUGCUCAAAAUGCGAGACAGAAGCAUUUAUAAACUGGCUUUUAAGUACAAAGUAUGUGAUAAUUCCACUUUCCCAUCUAGCAUGCAGUGAUGAUAAUGGCUCUUUUAGAGCCAUUGAUCAAGUUACAUACAAAUAUGUUCAAGGCAUUUGCCGAAGGAGAAUUAUUAUUAUUUCGACAAGCGCAGCUAUCGGAGUUAUGGUCCUUGUCGCUCUUGUUACAAUAGUUGCCGUCUACAGAUAUCGUAAAAAGGUUCAGAGGAAAGCAAACAGAAUAGAAUUGAUUAACAAACUUCAUAACGGAGAAGGACAAUAUGAAUUUGUUGUUUUCUUGUCUUACAGUAACGAUGAAGUCUUUGUAAAAGAUUAUCUGUAUAGAAACUUGGAUGAAAAUCUUAAACAAAUGACGAGAAUAGAUAGAGAUUUAAUAUGUACGUCUGAUACGCAUGUAGAUGGUGGUCACAGAGUAAUAGGAGAAAAUGGACAAUGUAUAGAGAGAUGCUCUGCAUUAAUUGCGGUCGUGUCAGAAAAUUAUCUUAUCGAUCCAAACUGCUGUUUAGAUUUAGAUUCUGCAGGCAUCUCACAAACGCCUAUUGUAAUAUUUACAAAUGAAGCAACAGGCGAAGCCUUAUUUACACAACGAACGUUGAAGCCUUUUAGAAAAAGACCCAGAGUCACAUGGAAGAUUGAAAAUAAUCAGUACAAAAUGAAUACAACAUUUGAAGAUCUUUAUUUGCUUCUUUUAGACAUUAUUGCUAACAGUGACUAGAUAGAGUAAUAAACGAGGGGACGAGAAAUGCUCAAAGCGGACAUUAAAGUUCCAGCUAAAAAAAAUCUCUAAAAAUGACCCGUCAUGGUAAAAAAGCUGUUUGAACAAGUAACAAACUAUUGCAGCACUCUUAAGCAAAGACUAGAAAUUAUUUUGCUUCCAAUACAGUUAUACAAACAAGUGCACUUACUUGCUAUAACACAUAUCUAUCGAUACAAUAUGAUACAAAAUAAAAUAAUCAUUUUUGCAAUAUCGUAGUUUACAGUUCACAGUUAAUGGCAUUUUAAAUACAAAAUGUUAGUAAUUAUAUUGUGAAACGUCUAGCAAAAUCAGCAAUGGUUAAUUGUGUGCAGUAGUCUGAGAACAUUUCAAAAUUAUGGAAAUGAGACGAAUUGCAUAAAGAGUAUUUUUACAUUUACCUAUUAUUGUAUUUUUGUUACAGUUCCUGGAUCAUAACUGAAGUUCUUGGUGUACAUGUAUUGUGUUUAUACUUACCCUUGGUAUAAGACCUUAAAGUAGAACAGACUAAACUUGACCUUCAUUCAUAAAUGAAUUUAAUCUUUAAGGUAAAAUGUCUAAACUUUGCUUUUAUUGUGAUAUUAAUGGCUAUAACUUUAUUAUUUUAAAAUGAAUGUCUCCAAACUUGAAAAUAACAAUUUUAAGGACAGACCUUUCAGUUAAACAGACAAACCUUGACCUUAAGUCAUAAAUGUCCUUGAUCUGCAAAGACAAAUAAUUUGACAUUUUCUUUUCUUUGCUGUAGCUGGCUAUAACUUAUUAAUAAUUGGUUUGACGACUUCAUAUUAAGACACACCCAUUCUUUAGGAAAGGACAUCUAUGUAUGUCAAACUCCACUUGACAUUGGCUUUUUUAUGACAUUGAUUUCGAAAUGUUUACUGAUUUUUGCUAUAAUUGACAAUAAUUUUGGCAAUUAUGGCCCCCUCAAAGAAGUGGGGGUAUAUUGCAUUGCAUAUGUCUGUCGGCGGUUGGUCGGUCCGUAGAACGCUUCUGACUAUUUUCUUCAAACUUGGUAUUGGGAUUGUUCAUGAAUCAUGAUAGGAAGAUGAACCCUUUUGUUUAUCUUUAGGUCAAAGGUCAAGGUCAAAUUGAACUUGAAUGUCAAGAUGGUUUCCAAUUAAUAACUCAACAACUCAUUUGACCUUUAAACUUUACAGGUUCAUUGGACUUGGUCUGUAGAUAACACCUAUUGAUUUUGGGGUCAAGGGGUCAAAGCAAUGGACAAGGCCAAAAUGACUUUGAAUGUAAAAAAUGUUUCCUAUCAACUUGACAACCCAUGGGCUGUUGACCGUCAUAGUCGUAGGUGAAUGAGCCUUUGCAGGUAUAUGAACCCUAUUGAUUUUGGGGUCAAAGGUAUAACAGGUUUCCGAUCAAUAAAUUGACAACCCAUGAGCCUUUUGCCAUCAAACUAUUUAGGUGCAUUGACCAUAGCCAGUAGACGACCCCCAUUGAUUUUGGGGUCAGGGGUCAAAGGUUAAUGUCACAUUGACCUUGCAUGUCAAAGCACAUUCCGAUCAAUUACUCGACAACAAAUGGACUAUUGACCUUCAAACUUCACAAAUGCAUUAGUUUUGGUCAGAAGAUGACCUCAAUGGAUUUUGGGGUCAAGGGUCAGAGGUCAAUAUCACAUUGACCUUAUGGGUAAAAACGGUUUCUGAACAAUAUCUCAACAACUCAUGGGUCCUUUACCUUCAAACUUCACAGGUAUAUUGGUCUUGGCCAGUAGCUGGUUUAAGGGCCAAAGGCCAAAAUCACACUGACCUUGUACGUGAAAACGGUUUCCAACCAAUAACUCAACAGCUUAAGUUGCCUUGGUUGUUAUUUUUAUUCAAAUAAAAAGUAUUUUGGUAUACACAUUUCAAGGUAUAUGUAAUAUAACAAAUUGGCUGUCAUUAAGGAGGCCUGCAUGAAAAUUUAUGCAUAUAUUACUAUGCCCCUUUUCAAACAUGUGGGGGUAUAUAGCUUUGCAUUUGUCUGUCGGUUGGUCCGUCGUUCAGUCGGUCUGUAGACCAAAUGGUUUCAGACCAAUAACUAAAGAACGCUUAGGCCUAGGAACUUCAAACUUGGUAUGGGGAUUGUUUAUUUUGGGGUCAAGUGGUCAGAGGUCGAGGUCAAAUUGACCUUGUUGGUAAAACCGAUUUCUGAUCUAAAAUAAAGAAUGCUUAGGCCUAGGAACUUCAAACUUGGUGUGAGGAUUGGUCUUGGCAAGAAAAUGACCCCUAUUGACUAUGGGAUCAAAGGUCAAGGUCAUAUUAACCUUGUAGGUAAAAUCGGAUUCCGAUCAAUAACUAAAGAAUGCUUAGGCAUAUGAACUUCAAACUUGGUAUGGGUAUUGGUCUGGGCUAAUAAAAAAUACCUCUAUUGAUUUUGGGGUCAAAGAAUCAAAGGUCAAGGUCAUAUUAUCCUUUAAGGUAAAAGCGGUUUCCGAUCAAUAACUAAACAACCCAUGGACCCUUGAACUCCAUAGGUGAUUUGCUCUUGGCCAGUAGAUGACCACUUUUGAUUUUUGGGUCAAGGGGUCAAAGGUCAAUUUGACUUUGAAGGUAAAAACUGUUUCCGAUCAUUAGCUUGAGAACCCAUGGGCCCUUGGCCGUCAAACAGCAUUGAUGCAUUGACCUUAGCCAGUUGAUAACCUGUAUCCAUUUUGGGGUCAAGUGGUCAAAGGUCAAGGUCACAUUGACUUUGUACGUAAAAACGGUGUCCGAUCAAUAACUUGACAUGCCAUUGGCUUUUAGCCUUAAAACUGCAUAGGUGAAUUGGUAUUGACCAGUAGAUAUAACCUAUUGAUUUAAAGGUCAAAGUCACAUUGACCUUGUACGUUAAAACGGUUUGCAAUCAAUAAUUCAACAAUUCGAGUUGCCUUAGUUGAUUUUUUUUUUUAUUAAACUAAAAAUGCUUUUGGUGUUAACAUUUUAAGGUCUAAAAUAAUAUUACAAAUUGGCCUUCAUUACGGAGGCCUACAUGUUUCAUAAAAUUUAAGUAUAUAUUAUUUGGUAAGAUUUAUGAUAGCUUUGUCAUAAAAUUGCUGCACACAACCUUUACGGUCACAAUGACCUAGUGACAAGUCAUGACCAGUAGAUAACCCUUAUUGAUAUUUUGGUCAUUUGGUCAAAAGUACGUGACAAUAACCUGGACACGUGGCUAAUUGGUUGCCGAUAGAGGGCAUACAUGUUUUACGAACAUAUCUUGUUUGGUAAGAUUUGUGAUAUCUUUGUCAUAUGAUUGCUGCACAUAACAUUUACGGUCACAAUGACCUAGUGACUAACCAUGACCAGUAGUUAACCCCUAUUGACUUUUUGGUCACUAGCUCAAGUCAGUCACAAUAACCCGGCCCCAUGACUAAUUGGCUGCUGGUUGGGGGCAUACAUAACUUAAAAUUAUAUCUACUUUCUUCAUACAAAGCAACAAAUUGUCAUACUUUCAUCAUUUAUGUACGAAAUUGAUUUAUACUUGGACAAAACAUGACUUGCUAUUAGCCGUAUUGAAUAACUUAGGAGUUUUACCUUGACCUUAAAUUGACAUUGACUGUUAGAUCCAACUUCGUUAUCUAUAAAUAGAUUAACUUCAUAUUUAGACACAAAAUCAUUUAUGCCAGGACAUUGACAUUGAAGAUCAAAUUAUUGAAUGGGCCAUAAUUGAAUGAUUUUUGCAGUAUUAACUGUAACUGGGUAAUUAAACAAUAGAUUAUCUUUAUACGACAAACAAUCUUUUUUACAAUACCUAUCAAAAUGUGGAACUGAAUUUAAGCUUAAAAUGACAUUGAAAGUUAUGGUCAAGUUAUUGAAUUUUCGGUAAAGUUGACAAAACUACUUUGUGACCAAACAAACAUGUUGAAUUUAGAUAUGACCUUGACCUUUAAAUGACAUUGACCGUCAAAUGAUUGAAUUUUGCUGAUAUUGUCUUAACUUUGUCAAAUUAUUUAACGGAAAUGAUUCAUACCGAGACCCAAAGACACAAGUGGGACUAGACAGACUUAUAUUAAAUAAGGAAAAACU